Messenger RNA from Oncorhynchus nerka (sockeye salmon), 610 nucleotides. It is a transcript of the gene pla2g10, whose product is annotated as phospholipase A2 group X. Gene Ontology annotation, molecular function: calcium ion binding; phospholipid binding. Gene Ontology annotation, biological process: lipid catabolic process; phospholipid metabolic process; arachidonate secretion. NCBI's taxonomy places the organism in Eukaryota, Metazoa, Chordata, Actinopteri, Salmoniformes, Salmonidae. The record is from RefSeq and is a predicted model, not a curated record. The transcript is spliced from 4 exons. The coding region runs from base 120 to 581 and encodes 153 amino acids.
GGAAUGAUGCUCAGGAGAUUAUUCAAACCAGACUCUAAAAAAAACUCUCCACUGCACUAAAAGCCUAUGUCCACCAGUGUAAAUAAGCAGCAGUGCAUGCAGACUCCCUCUUGCACACCAUGCCUGCGCUUUAUCGGAUACUUCUACUGUUCUCUGUGGUAAUAGCCUCUAUGGCACUGCAGAGGCCUCCACGAACUAAGAGAGGGCUACUGGAGCUGGCAGGAGUCAUCAAGUGCAGCACAGGCAGAUCAGCCCUGGCUUAUAUGAUGUAUGGCUGCUACUGUGGACUGGGGGGUCAGGGCUGGCCCAGGGAUAAAGCAGACUGGUGCUGUCACAAACAUGACUGCUGCUACGGAGAUGCAGAAAUUGCUGGUUGCCGAACCAAGACAAGAAAGUAUCAAUGGACAUGUGAAGACAGGACUGCAGAAUGUGAUGAUCUCAAGGACAAAUGUGAGAAGAUUCUCUGCAAAUGUGACAGGGAGGCAGCCAAAUGCUUGAGAAAGGCACCUUUCAUACGGAAAUAUGCUAUGUGGCCAGACUUUCUCUGUGGGUGUACAUUGCCAACAUGUAAUAUCUACUGAUUCAAUAAAUGUACACUUGUUGAUUUGUA